Messenger RNA from Eimeria acervulina, 2580 nucleotides. RefSeq lists its product as hypothetical. The transcript has a single exon. Lineage: Eukaryota; Apicomplexa; Conoidasida; Eucoccidiorida; Eimeriidae. The record is from RefSeq and is a predicted model, not a curated record. Bases 1 to 2580 code for a protein of 859 amino acids.
AUGUUCUCUGCACGUGUAUUCAAGGGCGAACACGCCCGAUCAGUCUUAUUACUUUUUAUAGCUGCGUUGCUGCUACCUUCAGAGCCAUAUUUCUUUGUUGCUGGUGCCUCAUACUCUCCCUCUGGCGAAAAAUGGGCAGCGGCCGGGUCCUCUAGCACACCUCCUCUCCAGUACCUCACUCAGCGCAUUUUAUUGGGGAAUGUGGAAGAUGGCGUUCCUUCCCUUGGGAGUGGCGUCGCGGCUGCUCCAGGGCAUAUAAGAGAUGGGCUUACAAAGUUCCCGGAUGGCUUCCAUGAGACCUUAGGCCUCGACAACGCCAUGGAUCCGGCGGCACCGACGCCCUCGCCAGAAACUCAGGAGCCACCUGCUUCAGAGAUGAACAUCCAAGCAGACGCGCCAAAGCAGCAGCUUCGCGCUCAGCAACUAGAAGAUGCUGCAGACGCAGAGAGCGGGGAUUGGGAAUGGGCUACCGACGAAGAGUGGGAAGAGGCAGAAGGGCAGGAGCAGGAGCAGGAUCAGAAGCAGCAGCAGCAGCAGCAGCAGGAAGAAGGCAGCGAGGAUGAGCAGCCCAAAGCGGGAGAGGGAGUGGUCCCGCAGUGGCAGCCCCAGAGGCCCGAAGCAGAAGACUCCCCUGUCUUAACCAAUGUAAACCGCAGCGGCGCGGGCCGCCGGACAUCAGACAGGUUCGCGGUGCCACGCAAUGAGCAGCAGCGGGAGCCGCCGCAGCAGCCACGCAACGGACAGCUGCUACAGCAAGACAACGAUGACUGGUUUGGCUACCCUACUCCGCAACAACAGCAGCAGCCCUUGCCGCCGCAGCAGCAGCUGGCGCCUCCUAACCGAAAUCCUCAUAGACGAGGGGACGGUGGGCCCCCUAAUCAAGGCGCCCCCAAUGGUGGGCAGGUGGGCACGAGGGGCGCCUCUGGAGGCCCCUUUGGGGGCCCUUCUGGAGAGCCCUUUGGAGGCCCCUCUGACGGGCCCUUUGGAGGCCCCACUGGGGGCCCUUUUGGAGGCCCCGCUGGGGGCCCCUUUGGAGGCCCCCCUUCAGGCGCACGUGGGAGCUCAUCUUUCGGCCAACGUGAAGGCCCCGCUGGAGGCCCAACUGGGAGCCCAGCUUUCGGCCAGCGAGGGGUCUCCUCUGGGGCUUCACCUCUGGGCCAGCGUGAGGGCCCCGUUGCUGGCCUACCUGGAAGCCCACCUGGACGGGCCCCUCUCGAUCAAUUUGGGGCACAGUCUGGAAGCUUACCUGAAAGCAUGGCUGGACGUUCACGUGGAGGGCAAUCUGGGGGCCCUGGAAGCCCUCCUCUAGGGUUCGGAAGAGGCCCGUCGGGGGCCAACGCCUCCAGUGUGUCUGCGCGUGUAGCUGGGGACGCACUCAGGGGCCCCGUUGGGGGUCCCCCUCCUGGCUUCCCAGGAGGGAUACCCGGGGAAGCACGUGGAGGCUCCAUUCAUGGGGGCCGCCAGGGGGGGUUUCCUGGAAGCACGCCAGGUGAAGAUCACGGGGGCCCGCCUGGGAGUCCCCUCGGGGUUGGCAGCCACCGAAGUAGAGCUGAAGGAGAAGACGAAGAAUGGUAUGAUGAGGCAGAUGCGGCCCUUCAUGGACAGAGAGACGUGGGGAGGGACGCUGUAGGCAGGCCACAGCAGCAGAUGCGGCAGCAGCAACUACAGCAGCAACUGCUUCAGCAGCAGCUGCAGCAGCAGCAACUGCAGCAGCAGCUGCUUCAGCAGUCACUGCAGCAACUGCCGCAGCAGCUACCACCGCAGAUGCUGCCUCAGCAACAAGCGAGGCAGCAGGAUCUGCCAGAGCCGCAGCAACGGCUGCACCUCCAGGCUCACCAGCUGCAGCAGACUGCAAAUCACUUGCAGCAGCAGGCUGACCAGCUGAAGCAGCAGCUGCAGCAGCCACUUCACCCGCCGCCGCCGCCCCCACAGCAGUCUCAACAACGGCAGCAGGCAGAGCACGAGCAAGAGCAGCUGGAGGCUCAGGAGGAACCACAGCAGAACCAAGACGAAGAGACAUCGGCAAAGCGGCGCAGGCGGCAGUUUUUAAGUGCUGCUUUUGCUGCAGCACAAGCAGCAGCAAACACUUUCUUUGAGGUUGCUGCUGAGUCAGGCGGUGAGGGAGAGGGACAAGGACAACGCGUGAACCUGCACCAACUAAACCACCAGGUGGAAAACAUAGUCAACGACUUCCUCAAGCCUAUGCCAACAGACGGCGGCGCCGGCGGCAGCAGCAGCAGCAGGAGCAGCAGCAACAGGAGCAGCAGCCGGAGAAGCAGCGCACCCCUGAGAGCUGCAAGUGUUGAAGAUAAGGACGGGUCCUACUUCCAGGAUGAGGAGGACCCUGAAGCGCUGAAGGAAUAUGCACAGCAUCAAAUAGACCGCGCGCAGCGGCAGCAGCGCCUGCAGGACUACCUCCGGAAUCACUUGCUGCCGCAGUACCAGCACCAGCAGGAACUGGAGCAGCAAGGCAGCGAGGAAAACACAACUGAUACAGAUCGUGCUAUCAACGCAGCAGACCACCGGAAGAAAGCCCUCGAAGGGUUGAAUGCCCGCAGGCUGCCCCUAGUAACCUCUUAG